This is a messenger RNA of Pogonomyrmex barbatus (red harvester ant), 1141 nucleotides long. Its product is annotated as LIM domain only protein 3. Gene Ontology annotation, cellular component: nucleus. Gene Ontology annotation, biological process: positive regulation of transcription by RNA polymerase II. Lineage: Eukaryota; Metazoa; Arthropoda; Insecta; Hymenoptera; Formicidae. Gene Ontology annotation, molecular function: DNA-binding transcription factor binding; transcription coactivator activity. The record is from RefSeq and is a predicted model, not a curated record.
CGCUCCGGCUCCGGCUUCCGUGGCCGAGCCACUCCGACCAAACACCACGUGGCACGCGUCCGAGUUGCACGUGCAUUCGCGGAGCUGCGAGAGCCCUGUGCGCGCGCGAGAACGGGCGCUUGCGAGAGAGCUUGCGAGAGAGCUUGCGAGGGGUGUUCUCGCCGCCGGGGAUAGCGGAGAGCGCGUCUCUCUCUCUCUCUCUUUUUGCCGUGAGAGAUUUUCUUUCCUGCGCGGACUCCUUAAACAACUUCUUUCUGUAAUAUAUCCCCUCGAUCCUACAGUCAGUCCCCCUUGCUCUUUUACCCUCCUUUUUUAAACCUUCUCUUUCCUUCUCUUUUCCUCUUACGUUUCCCCCACAAUCCCUCCUUAUUCUUGUCGACGCCUUUUAUAUAAAUGAUAGAUCGAGUCACUGUCAUAUUAUACAUUUGUCAUACUGUGACGUGAAAGAUUUUGCUGUGCUUCGAAAAAUCCGCUGAGAUCGACGUCUUUCGACUUCGGUAAAGAUCAAGAUCUAUCGACAACGAUAAAGAUCUCGACAAGUUACGGACAAGGCGAUAAAAUGACUAUGGAUGGGAGCAAGAGCGAACCGGGCAAGAAUGGGGCCACUCAACAGGAAUGCGCGGGUUGCGGAAAGGCGAUUACGGAGAGGUAUCUUCUAAAAGCAUUGGACAUGUAUUGGCACGAGGAUUGCUUGAAAUGCGGAUGUUGCGACUGCAGACUCGGUGAGGUCGGCUCGACGCUCUACACCAAGGCUAAUCUCAUCCUUUGCAAAAGGGAUUAUUUACGACUCUUCGGAAAUACCGGUCACUGUGCGGCAUGCAGCAAAGUUAUCCCGGCGUUCGAGAUGGUGAUGCGCGCGAGGACCAACGUUUACCACUUGGAGUGUUUCGCUUGUCAACAGUGCAAUCAUAGAUUUUGCGUGGGCGACAGAUUUUAUCUCUGUGAUAACAAAAUCCUCUGCGAGUACGACUACGAGGAGAGGCUGGUUUUCGCCAAUAUGGCGCUACAUCCUCCGCCAAGCGCGACUUUGGCGCACAUCAAGAGACAAGUGACCCAUCUUCAGCCACCGGUAAAAAAAAUUUGUGCUUUUAUUAUUACGAAGCUCAAUCGCGCGACGAUAGAAUGAUACGUUUAUAGAGAG